Messenger RNA from Arvicola amphibius (Eurasian water vole), 2004 nucleotides. RefSeq names its product tyrosine-protein phosphatase non-receptor type 11-like. Gene Ontology annotation, molecular function: protein tyrosine phosphatase activity. NCBI's taxonomy places the organism in Eukaryota, Metazoa, Chordata, Mammalia, Rodentia, Cricetidae. Gene Ontology annotation, biological process: protein dephosphorylation. The record is from RefSeq and is a predicted model, not a curated record.
AUGCAGGCCAGAAGAUGGUUUCACCCCAAAGUCACUCGUGUGGAGGCUGAGACCCUCCUGCUAACCAGAGGCGUGGACGGCAGCUUUUUGACCAGGCCUAGUCAGAGUCGCCCCGGAGAUCUCACGUUGUCUGUCAGAAGGAACGGAGCCGUCGGCCACAUCCAGGUUCAGUGCACCGGGAACUUCUACGGCCUCUGUGGUGGGGAGAAGUUUGCCACCUUGGCCGCACUGCUCCGGUAUUACAUGGAACAUCCCGAGCGGCUCAGGGAAAAGAACGGAGACGUGGUUGAGCUCAGGUACCCACUGAAUCGUGCGGACCCCACCUCUGAAAGGUGGUUCCACGGUCCCUUGUCCGCAAAGGAAGCAGAGGAACUGCUGAUGGAGAAGGGUCAGCGUGGCAGCUUUCUCGUUCGAGGGAGCCAGAGAUGCCCUGGCGACUGCGUUCUCUCUGUGGUCACUGGUGAGGACACACGGAAGAGCCGUGAGGGCGGGUCCGGCGUGACCCACGUUAUGAUCCGAUGUCAGGGACUGGGAUACGACGUGGGUGGAGGAGCGUGUUUUGCCUCCCUGACGGACCUGGUGGAGCACUACAAGAAGAACCCCAUCGUGGGGACACGGGGCACCGUCCUGCAGCUGGAGCAGCCUCUCCACACCACGCGUCUUACCGCCGCUGACAUUUAAAGCAGGGUUCGAGAGCUCAGCAAGGUAGCUGGGACCCCAGGUGCGGUCAGACAGGGCUUCUGGGAAGAAUUUGAGACCCUACAGAAAGAGGACGACAAAUUUCUCUAUAGCCAAAAAGAAGGACGGAGACAAGAAAACCGAAACAAAAAUCGAUACAGGAACAUCCUGCCGUUCAACCACACGCGGGUUGUCCUGCGCAGCGGCGGCGGUCCCCACGAGCCCGUUUCUGAUUACAUCAACGCCAGCAUCAUCAGGCCUGACCUUGAACCCAAGCGCCGCAGCCAUUCCAAACCCAAAAGGGGCUACAUUGCCGCCCAGGGCUGCCUGCAGAACACGGUGAGCGAUUUCUGGAGGAUGGUGUUCCAGGAGAACUCUCGGGUCAUCGGCAUGGCCACCAAGGAGGUGGAGAGAGGGAAGAGCAAGUACGUCAGGUACUGGCCCGACGAGGACGCCCUCAAAGACUACGGGGUCCUGCGCGUCAGGAACGUCAGAGAAACCGCCGCCCGUCACUACACCCUGAGGGAACUCCGGCUCUCCAAGGUCGGACAAGCGAGCCCAGAGAGAACGGUCUGGCAGUUCCACUUUCAGGCCUGGCCCGACCGUGGGGUGCCCGGUGACCCCGCGGGAGUGCUGGACUUCCUGGAGGACGUCCGCCACAAGCAGGAGAGCACGGCGGAGGCGGGCCCUGUGGUCGUGCACUGCGACACCGGGAUUGGCAGGACGGGAACGCUCAUCGUGAUCGACAUCCUGAUGGACGCCAUUCGAGAGAGAGGCGUUGACCACGACGUCGAUAUCUGCAAAACCAUUCGGAUGGUGCGGUCCCAGAGGCCGGGGAUGGUCCAGAAAGAGGCACAGGACCGGUUCAUCUACACGGCUGUGCAGCAUUACAUCCGGAGGCUGCAGCCCAUGAUCGGGGAGGAACGCAGAAGCCGAGGGAAAGGACACGAACAUAGCGAUGUUAAGAAUUCCCGGAUGGACCAGGCGACCGGUGGCCAGAGCCCGGGGGCACAUUGCACUCAAACACCGCCCAGUGCAGAAGGGAGGGACGUGCUGGGCUCGGCACAGAGCUCAUCACCGUGUCCCGUGAGCAUGAGAAGUUUCCCCAGGACACGGAACGACUCUGAGAAGGACGAUAACGACGACGGUGGGCAGGGCUCGCAGAGCAGGGACAGCGUCUCCGACGGGGAUUUCCACGCAGAGUUCCAGGCACGGGCAGGACGUGGGGACUGCGUGGAGCACUCCAUAGGCAGCACCGUGUCCAAGCUUGAUGCUGGGGCUGUCACACCUAAGACCGUGGGAAAUGUGGAUAAACAGGCGAGGUAG